Molecule: messenger RNA, 431 nt
Organism: Camelina sativa (false flax)
Lineage: Eukaryota; Viridiplantae; Streptophyta; Magnoliopsida; Brassicales; Brassicaceae
Source: RefSeq, a predicted model, not a curated record
GAAGUUGAAGUUGAAAUCAGUUGUUGUUUUUUGUGUGCAUGUGUGGAAGAAUCAUAAUGGUUCGUACAAAGAACCCAAGCUAUGUGGAAAAAUCGAAUCCCCCAGCAGAUCUCGAAGAAGAAGCAACUCGUGGAGAUGAAUCAGAACGUGAUUCCGAUAAAACGGACUCAAUUGAGAAGUCAAAUGAUAAGGAUUCAUCGGAAUCUGAGGAUGAAUCCGAUGUAAUGCAACCUUUGAGUAUGUACUUUGAUUACUCCCAGUAUACGAAGCCUUUCAAGAUGUCUGGAAAGUGUUAUAUUUCAGAGGCGGUAAACUUAUUAGGCGGUCAUCUUAAGGAAGAGGAGUUGGAAUGGUUCUUAGGGCACCCACAGUUCAAGCAUUUCUUCCAUAUGCCUAAGGAUUCGAAUCAUAAGUUGAUGAAUAAACUUUAA